AUGCCGACACUGGCAGUCACCGACCAGAGCGCGGCUAUUUUCGAUGGUCGCUGGGUGGACCAAGAGGGCGGCGUGGUCGUCAUCAAGGGCUCUGAGCUGGACGUGGUGGGGCUGGGCGUCUACGCACUCGAGGUGCUCGGGCCCCAGAGGUGUGGCUUCUGGAUGGACGGCGACUUCUUCGAGGCGCAGAUGGCCCCCGACGGCAGGCUCGUCUGGGACGACGAGUCGAUCUGGGUCAAAAGCACGCCCGAGGCCCCUGGAGCCGUCAGCCCCUCGCAGCCUGGGCGCAUACCAUCGACACCAUCAGCAGAGCUGCGUGGAAGUCGAGACGAAGCACACGUCGCCGACGAAGAGAGGCCCCAGCGGCACGCGGAGCGCGAGCAGCGGGCCGCGCCCGGCCAGCCAUCCAGCGGAGCGGCGGCCUGGCCGCCGGCGGAGCUGCCUCCAGCGGCGGGCUCCCCGAAGGGCGGCUGCGUCCUGGGACCCCCUCGAGGAGCUGGGGCCAUGAUGCGCGAAACUCCUGCUUCAGCGCCCGCGGCGAGGCCCGCGCCCAGGCGGCCCGAGGCGGCCCCCGCGCGGCCCACCCCCGGCGGGCCGCGGGCUCCCCGCGAGCAGCCGCAGACGGCGCUGGCCAGCGAGGCCCCCCGCGACCGACGACGAGCGUGGCGGGGAAGUUUCGGCGUCGCUGGUUAG
This is a messenger RNA of Prorocentrum cordatum, 693 nucleotides long. The record is from the annotation of a GenBank genome assembly. Lineage: Eukaryota; Dinophyceae; Prorocentrales; Prorocentraceae.